UGGUGUCGUCGCGUGUGUUGGCAGCUUCAGUGACGCCAUCGCCACUGCUAGUUGGAUCCUGAACAACAAGACCAUCGCUGCUCCGACCUUGUGCAAACCUCUCUCGUUGUAGGCGCGUUCUUCGUCGGGCGCACCGUCACCGCAACCGGCUCCUUCACACCUUAGGAACUGGUUUAUCUCGUAAAGAUUAGAGGGAGCAAUAAGAUUUUGAGCAAUUAGGGUUUAGCGAUGGGGUGGUCUCGGGUCGGCUCUGUCGCGGCGAAGACCCUUGCUCGAUCUGCUGUGCGGCAGGUGAGAUCAAGCGGUUCAUUGGUCGGAAGUUUGAGGAGAGCCGACUACUACACGAAGUGUAGUGGUGCUCGGGAUGUAGCUCGGGAUUUGAACUCAUCGUUGACGGGGUGGGCGAGAGCGUUGCAUUCGUCGAAGGAGAGGUUGCAGCAGGCGGCAGCUGCGACGCCAAGGAGCGUGCCCUUGUCGAAGCUGACGGACAACUUUCUGGAUGGGACCUCGAGUGUGUAUCUGGAGGAGCUGCAGCGUGCGUGGGAGCAAGAUCCGAAGAGUGUUGAUGAGUCGUGGGAUACCUUUUUCCGGAACUUUACGGGGCAGACGGCAAGUAAUGUUGGUUUGUCAGGACAGACCAUCCAGGAGAGCAUGCGGCUGUUGCUGCUCGUGAGAGCUUACCAGGUGAAUGGUCAUAUGAAGGCGAAGCUCGAUCCCCUGGGCCUUGACGAUAGGAAUAUCCCGCUCGAGCUUGAUCCUGCUUUAUAUGGAUUCUCCGAGGCUGAUCUUGAUAGAGAGUUUUUCCUCGGUGUGUGGCGAAUGUCGGGGUUCCUUUCUGAGAACCGUCCAGUGCAGACUUUGCGGGCAAUUCUGUCCAGGCUAGAACAAGCUUAUUGUGGCACUAUCGGAUACGAAUACAUGCACAUUCCAGAAAGGGAAAGGUGCAAUUGGUUGCGUGACAAUAUCGAAACUCAACGUCCUGGGAAGUACGGACCUAGCCGGAAGGCUGUCAUUCUGGAUCGGCUCAUGUGGGCUACUGAUUUUGAAAACUUCCUGUCCCAGAAGUGGACCGCAGCGAAGAGGUUUGGUUUGGAGGGUUGUGAGACCCUAAUUCCAGGUAUGAAGGAGCUAAUCGACAGGGCUGCGGAUACUGGUGUGGAGAGUAUUGUUAUUGGUAUGCCCCACAGAGGACGCCUUAAUGUUCUCGGUAAUGUUGUCCGCAAGCCUCUGAGGCAAAUUUUCAGCGAGUUUAGCGGUGGCAUUAAACCAUCUGAAGAUGCUGGUGGUUAUACUGGAAGUGGAGACGUGAAGUACCAUCUCGGUACGUCGUACGAUCGGCCGACGCGAAAUGGGAAGAGAAUACAUCUGUCUCUUGUAGCUAACCCCAGUCAUUUGGAGGCUGUCGAUCCCGUUGUUAUCGGAAAGACUCGUGCUAAGCAGUAUUACUCCAACGAUAAGGAUCGAAGCAAAAACAUGGCCAUUUUGCUUCACGGAGACGGUAGUUUCUCCGGUCAAGGCGUGGUUUAUGAAACUCUUCAUUUGAGUGAUCUUCCCAACUACACAAUUGGAGGCACCAUUCAUAUUGUGGUCAACAAUCAGGUCGCAUUCACUACUGAUCCUAAAUCGAGCAGAUCUUCGCCAUACUGUACUGACGUCGCCAAGGCUCUUAAUGCACCGAUUUUCCAUGUCAAUGGUGACGAUGUGGAGGCAGUUGUACAUGCUUGCGAGCUUGCAGCUGAGUGGCGUCACAAGUUUAAAGCCGAUGUUGUCGUAGACAUUGUGUGUUACCGUAGGUUUGGACAUAAUGAGAUAGACGAGCCUUCUUUCACGCAACCCACCAUGUACAAGGUGAUCAGGAACCAUCCACCAGCACUUGACAGCUAUAUGAAGAGGUUGAUUGAUGAGAAACAUCUUUCUCAAGAAGAGGUCUCAGAUCUUCAGAACAACGUUUUCAGAAUCCUGAACGAGGAGUUCGAUAAAAGCAAGGAAUACGUGCCUAGCACUCGAGACUGGUUAGCUGCUUACUGGCAAGGUUUCAAGGGACCAGAGCAGCUUUCCAGAAUUCGUAAUACAGGAGUGAAGCCAGAAAUUUUGAAAAAUGUUGGGCAAGCUAUUACAACCUUACCCGAAGGAUUUACUGCGCACAAGGGCAUCCAAAGGGUGUACGAUGCAAGAAAGAAGAUGAUUGAAACGGGUGAAGGUGUGGAUUGGGCAACUGCAGAAGCACUUGCUUUUGCCACACUAUUAGUUGAAGGUAAUCAUGUACGACUUAGCGGUCAAGAUGUGGAGAGGGGCACUUUUAGCCAUCGUCACUCUGUAGUGCAUGAUCAAAAAACAGGAGAGAAAUAUUGUCCCCUUGACCACGUUGUCAUGAAUCAGAAUGAAGAGAUGUUCACUGUUAGCAACAGUUCGCUAUCUGAGUUUGGAGUACUAGGGUUCGAGCUUGGCUACUCAAUGGAGAACCCCAAUUCUCUCGUCUUAUGGGAGGCUCAGUUUGGUGACUUCGCUAACGGUGCCCAAGUAAUUUUUGACCAGUUUGUAAGCAGUGGGGAAUCUAAGUGGCUUCGACAAACAGGUCUUGUAUGCACGCUCCCUCAUGGGUAUGACGGGCAAGGACCUGAGCAUUCAAGUGCUCGUCUUGAAAGAUACCUCCAGAUGAGCGAUGACUACCCAUUUGCCGUUCCAGAAAUGGAUCCAAGCUUGAGACGGCAAAUCCAGGAAGUAAAUUGGCAGGUUGUCAACGUUACCACACCUGCCAACUACUUCCAUGUUCUGCGACGACAGAUUCACAGAGACUUCCGCAAGCCUCUUAUCAUUAUGUCACCCAAGAACCUUCUUCGACACAAGUCUUGUGUAUCAAAUCUCUCUGAAUUUGAUGAUGUUCAAGGACAUCCAGGUUUCGAUAAGCAAGGGACACGAUUCAAGCGUUUAAUCAAAGAUAAGAAUGACCAUGGUGAAGUUGAGGAGAGUAUUCGUCGGCUUGUUCUUUGCUCUGGCAAGGUUUAUUACGAGCUUGAUGAGGAGCGUAAUCGAGUUGGCGCCAACGAUGUCGCCAUCUGCCGAUUGGAACAACUCUGCCCCGUCCCCUACGACCUCGUUAUGAGGGAGCUGAAAAGAUACCCCAACGCUGAGGUUGUGUGGUCGCAAGAGGAACCAAUGAACAUGGGUGCAUUCACCUACAUCGCACCCCGAAUUGCCACUGUUCUUAGAGAGCUGAGCCGUGGAAAAUUCGAGGAUAUCAAGUACGUCGGUCGGCCACCAGCAGCAGCAACUGCUACAGGCUUCGGUAGUGUUCACGCACAGGAGCAAAUUGAGCUGGUCCAAAAAUCCAUGCAAAAAGCACCCAUUAACUUCCCCUGAAUGCUUCCAUUCUAGCAAUAAGUUGCUUCAACACAACAUUGUCUUUGAUGUUGCUGAUACUGUUAGUAGUGCAGCCAGGUGCAUUUCAAGACCUUUGUGGAAAUUCUUACCAUCUUAAGGGCUCAUGUUCUAUCAUGUCCUAAUAGACUUUUGUCGUUGGUACUUGUGGGACGGCAUUAUUAGUCGUGAAAAGGAUUGGAACAGUGGUACCAUGCUAUUGGGUGAUUUAUUAGGCAGUGGAACCACUUUUUCCAGCUUCUAUUUCCUCUUUCAGGGGAAGUACUGGUACUAGUCAGGACAAGAGUUUACUGAACUCCGAUGAUAUUACUGGUAUAUACAAUAGAAUGCAGGGAAAAGUUGUUUUUCUGCAGCUUUCUAAAAAAAUUAAAGUUACGUUUGUUAAAGUUAA
Messenger RNA from Physcomitrium patens, 3769 nucleotides. RefSeq lists its product as uncharacterized. The record is from RefSeq and is a predicted model, not a curated record. Gene Ontology annotation, molecular function: oxoglutarate dehydrogenase (succinyl-transferring) activity; thiamine pyrophosphate binding. NCBI's taxonomy places the organism in Eukaryota, Viridiplantae, Streptophyta, Bryopsida, Funariales, Funariaceae. Gene Ontology annotation, biological process: tricarboxylic acid cycle. Gene Ontology annotation, cellular component: mitochondrion; oxoglutarate dehydrogenase complex.